Molecule: messenger RNA, 5430 nt
Organism: Ilyonectria robusta
Lineage: Eukaryota; Fungi; Ascomycota; Sordariomycetes; Hypocreales; Nectriaceae
Product: P-loop containing nucleoside triphosphate hydrolase protein
Exons: 3
Coding region: 1-5430 (1809 amino acids)
Cellular component (GO): nucleus
Molecular function (GO): ATP hydrolysis activity; ATP binding; ATP-dependent chromatin remodeler activity
Source: RefSeq, a predicted model, not a curated record
AUGGAUGGCGCCGGAGACGAUGAUCCCUUCUCUUGGGAGGUGGCGACUGUGGUCAAAGUGCUCUCCGCACCCAACCGCCCAUGGGCUCCGGAUCCUGCGGCUAUCGCUAAUCGCGUUCAAGAGGAGGAGAUCGAUGGCAAGACUCUCCUUACCUUCGAGCAUGUCUGUUCCCGUCAAGAGUUGAUGGAAUGCCUCGGCAUCAGGUUGGCUCGUCACAAAGUGGCAAUUGGGGAGCUCAUCCUUACACUUCGAUCAAAAAGCUGGGCGUAUCAGCAGUGGAGACAGGAUUUCAACCGGAAGCAGUCCGGUUUCUACUUUGACUCCGACGGACUCAAGAACUCGCCAACUUCCAGCCUGGGAGCGAAUGGCUUCGUACUAAAGACACAGCCAAAGGAAAAAGGACUUGAGGCGUUGCCAUCUCAGCCCCAUACCAAUGAACAGCCGGCCCUCCCUGCUGAACCCACCCAGCCCGAGCCCGAGCCUACAGACACUCCUAAGCCAAGACGGCUUGUCCCAAUCGCUCUGUCAAGCAGACCACUCAAUAUUUCCAAUGCAUUCAUCCCUACCGAGGCCGACACGCUCGGUUUCGUAGCCGAAGCUGUCCAAAAAGAUGAGCAAAGCAUCCCUUGGGAGGAAGCCUCGAUCGGUGCCUAUCUUGGAGAUGGAAGCCUGACAUUAGAGGCUCUCAAAUCUCCGACCGGAUCUCUGAGCUCUCGACUUCUUGAACCAACCGAGGACACAUUCGCAACCGCGAUACCUAAUUGGCUACCCCCAGGAAGAAGACUCGCUGUGCAUCGAGGCAUCAUGCGAUUCUUGAAGAAGAACGGCCGGCAGGAGAUGCUCCAGAAACAAGGCAUUUUCUUGAUGAGGUCGCCUACCCCAAGCGACUCGGACACGGUGCUCGACCUCGUAGACCUUCCCGAUGAGUAUGACGAACAGACAAAGAGAGAGAUGGAAGAAGAGAGGCUGGAGAGGGAGAGAUAUGCUGCUCAAGCUGCCCGCCACUCCCUCUCAUCUGAGAGAGUCACGCAGAUCCUCAUGGAUGCUAUUGAUGCCAUAGCAGUCACUUGGCAAGAGACGAAGCUGCCAAAGCACCAGAGGAAAGCCUAUCAACUAUGGCAUCAUGCUCAACGUAAGGGAAACAGGACGAGGCAGGUCUUGGACGCUCACACUCAAGCCAAGUUCUAUGAUGAACGAAUCAAAAAGCUCUGUGCCGAAAUUGUUGGAGAGACAUGGACCAAGCAAUUCGAAGUCAGAGACCAAGCGAAGUGCCUCGAGCAAAGCAUCCAUGACAAGCUCUACAAUGGGUGGCUCGUCGACAUGCUGGAAUCUCGGACUGAACCUCCCAAGCCUCAAACCAUUGCCAAGCCGAAGCCCCAAGCCUCGAAGAGACGUCUAGACGAUUAUUUAGAUGAAGAAAUCCUCACAAGCUCUGAUGAGGAUGAUUUCAUCGAACCAGAUGAUGAACCGGGAGUCAACAAUGGGCGUCUCAUGGACCUUGACGACACCUCUAAGUAUGGCGACCCAAGUCUCCCGGCUGAACCGGUCAAAGAAGAGUCUCUUGAGUGCAUAGAUCUCACUCAAGGGAGCUGGGGAAUGAACUCUCCCAAAGGCCCAAAGAAGACCGAUUUUGUUGAUUUGACAAGCCCGAUCAGGUCAGAUUGUGCUCCUAAGGACAGCCAAGCCAGCAAUGACCUCACAGGCGCCCCUGAUAUACCACCGACCAUCGAAAGCCUUGGUAGCUUUGAGGAAAUUGGCGCUGUGACCUUGAAGCAGAUGUCGAAAAGCAAGGAUCGGUGGAAGCUAUUGAUUUGCCUCAUCUGGAGACUUCCCCACACAAGACGGAGAGCAUUGCUUGACUUUAUCCAAGAAAAGUCGACCGACGAGGCUUGGGAAGAGGCAGUGAGACCCCAGAUGACUGACCCACUUGAAGACCUCACAAAACUCGGAGUACAGACUUCUACGACCAUUGCGUUCGAUCUGACCCGGGCUUUUCUGUCCUUCUAUCGGGUAAAGAAUUUGAAAGAGUCAUCUCUCGUCCCUCUUUCCCAGAAACUGAGGCAAGUACUGGAAAAGGCUAAGCGCCCAUGGUUCCAGCCUUUUUGUUCUUUCGUCAAAGAUGCAGCACAUCAAUUCCCUCAGGACAGUCAGAUAUACAGGGCUGAUAUACCCGAAGAUGUACUGGAGGACGAUCUGGAGGACGAUCACUCGAUGGCCAACAACGAGAGCAGCCAAUCCAAACGUCGAAAAGUUGCACCAAAAGAAAUCAUCCAGAACAAAGAAGCAGUGGAUUUGAGACAGAGGGAGCUGAAGAGAGUGCAAGAACAAGAAUCGCGCAGAGCGAAACUCAGAGCGGAUCUCGCUUCCUCCGGCUUGAUGUCACGAGAUAGAACUCGUUUGAUCAUCAACGAGAGCAAGCAGGAUGGCCAAUCGUUCGUGUACAUCAACGAGGAAAUUGGCAAGCGAAUCAAAGAGCACCAGGUAAAUGGCGUCCGGUUUAUGUGGAACCAAGUUGUUGCCGCAGACACACGCCAAGGCUGUCUGUUGGCUCAUACGAUGGGUUUGGGGAAGACGAUGCAAGUUAUUACCCUCCUCGUCGCGAUAAGGGAGUCAUCUACGUCCUCAGACCCAUCCAUAAAGGCGCAGAUACCCGAGGACCUUCAAACUCCCCAAACUUUGGUGCUCUGUCCUGCAGGAUUGGUGGACAAUUGGAUGGAUGAACUCCUCAUGUGGGCGCCUGAGGGUAUUCUCGGACCUUUGCGCAGGGUUGAUGCACAGAUGACCAUUGAUGAGAGGUCUGCUGCAGUCCAAGAAUGGGCCAAGGGUGGCGGUGUCCUUGUUAUGGGCUACCACAUGCUCAAACAGAUGAUUUCUCCCAGCAAAGGCGUGGAUGAGUUGCUUCUCGACAAACCAAACAUCAUUGUCGCAGAUGAGGCACACCAUUUGAAGAAUGAAAAGAGCAUAAUUAAUCACAGUUGUGCUCGAUUCAGAUCAAAGAGCCGUAUCGCCUUGACAGGCUCUCCCUUAGCAAACAACGUUGAGGAGUAUAGGUCUAUGAUCGACUGGGUGGCACCAAACUUCUUGGGUCCACUGGCAGAGUUCCGCGAGAUGUACGCAACCCCGAUUCAACAUGGUUUAUACAAUGACAGCUCCGGGCCCGAGAAGAGACUUGCCUUGAAGAAGCUGGAAGCACUGAAGGUAACGGUUCAGCCCAAAGUCCAUCGGGCUACGGUCAAGUCGUGUCUGAAGGACGAUUUGCCACCCAAGUUCGAAUUUGUUCUUUCUGUUCCUCCUACGCCAUUGCAAAGCAAACUCUACGCUAUCUACCUGAGGGGGCUUCUCGAGAAUGGUAUUGGUCCUGAGGGAAGUAUUCUACAAUCUCAACUUUUUACGAUCACGAAUCACCUAGCCCUGAUCUGUAAUCAUCCCAGAUGCUUUCAGCUCAAGGUCAAACGUAUCAUGCAAGGAACCUCCAAAGAUGAAGAUGACAACGGGAAGGAAGACAAGUCAUUUCCCAAAAGCAUCAUUCAGCCGGUGUUGAAGGAGCUUAAGGUGCCUGAUCCCGACCUUGCGUCUCUGUCGCGAAAAGUUGAACUGUUGACGGUCAUCCUGGACGAAGCCCGAGUAAUCGGAGACAAGGUGCUCGUUUUCAGCCAGUCAUUGAUGACAAUUGAGUACCUGCUCAAUUUGUUCCAAAUGCAGAAAAGACGGGUUUCCUGUUUGACCGGGAAAACCGUCAUCAACAAACGCCAAGAGAUGACCAAGAACUUCAAUUUGGGUGACCAAGAGGUGUACUUGAUUUCUACGACAGCAGGAGGGGUUGGUCUCAAUAUUCAGGGUGCCAAUAGGGUCGUUAUUUUCGACAUCAAAUGGAACCCAGUACACGAGCAACAAGCCAUUGGGCGAGCGUACCGAAUUGGACAAGAGAAAACUGUAUUCGUCUACCGGUUUGUGGUGGCAGGUACCUUCGAGGAGGAUCUUCAGAGCAAGCACGUCUUCAAGACGCAACUAGCAUCCCGAGUCGUGGACAAGAAAAACCCUGUUAGUUGGUCAAAACGGAGCGCCAAGCUCCUGCACGAAAUCCGACCAUCGCCGGUUAAGGACCUCUCGGACUUUCUCGGUAAGGAUGGCAUCCUGGAUGCACUCAUCAAGUACAAGAAAAAUGGCGAGGCUGUUCGGUCGAUACUCUCGACAGACACGUUUGAGGAGGAAGACGUUGACGCAAAACUCAGCGUGGACGAACUCAGAGAUGUGAGGGAAAUGGUCAAGCUGAACGGCCUUCGAUCCUCCAACCCCGAGGAAUUUCAAAAAGCCAAGAUGCAUGCAGCAGAGGAAGAAUUUUUUCGUCUGGCCAGAAUGUCCCAAUCCGCUAUUCAUUCGGCACAACAUCAGCAGCUCCCCAAUGAAUCAGCCACUUCGAAACCCCAUCCGUCCGUGGACCAGUCCUUGGAUGGAUCGUUUGAUGCACCCGAUCCUGUCGGCAUUGGGCAUCUACAGAGCCAACACUUCAUGAGAUCAGCACUUCACGGACGCCCACAGGAAUUACUCCCAGGACCCUUUCAAACCUCAAUCUCUGGACUAAGGUCGGUUCCUUUGCCCGUAGCUGGCGCAAACACGUACUUUGGAACACAACCACAACGGACCACGGCGCCAGUCAUAGCCACGACCAACAAUGAGACGGAGAAAGAGACACCCAAGGUUACCUUGGGACCGACAACGCAGAGCACGCCUUUCAAUGGAGGCAACCUUUUCAGUCAGCCUCAAUCGCAGCCCAAGAUCAACUUUCAAAAUCGCCUUGAAGCGAGGAUUCACGGACUGCAAAAAGAUCGCCUGUUAAGAAUCCAGGGAGAGCCCAGAAAUUUCGCAAAAUCUCUGACAGAUGCAAUUUGUGGAGUUCGGGAUAAACUCCAGCUUGGAUUCCUGCCCGACGGUCGACACUGGAAGCACCUCGAGGAAUUACUGGAUCACAACAAGGUUGUGAUAUCAUUGGUUUCAGGUCACUGGACGCCGUCAUAUGUGGCUGGAGCGGACAAGAAGGAGUUGGAAAGUCGGAUGUAUGCGAUGAAUGGACUGCCCGAGAAGGAGAUUUCUGCCCAGGGGAGUCGAAGAGCUCACUCGCCAGAUCCUCAUAACUUGCAUAACAUUCGACGACGAAGCAUGCCGACGGAAGGCGCAUCGCAAAGCCCACACGCUAAGGAGGAUAUGGAUGUGAUGCGAGAAGCAGCGGAUAAUAGGAAACGACGAGGCGUCCGACUGCCAACGUGGGCAAACCAAGCCCUAUCUGAGGAACAGAGCAGAGCGUUUCCUGCGUUGGGAACCGUCCAAUCGCUGGAGGAUCGACGCGCCAGACCAAGAAACGAGUCACCCCGAGGCGACAAGGAAGUUGGAAGUGACGGUCAGAGCGUGGAAGAGGGAGAUCAGAGGCGUUGA